Molecule: messenger RNA, 993 nt
Organism: Cyanidioschyzon merolae strain 10D
Lineage: Eukaryota; Rhodophyta; Bangiophyceae; Cyanidiales; Cyanidiaceae
Product: similar to C-methyltransferase
Exons: 1
Coding region: 1-993 (330 amino acids)
Molecular function (GO): O-methyltransferase activity
Source: RefSeq, a predicted model, not a curated record
AUGGUUUUUCUCGAAAAGCUCGACGACUUGCUCAAAGGAUAUGCGCCUGCUCGUGUUGUUAUGACUGGAUUCGAGCUCGGUGUCUUUACGAUGAUCGCUGAAGGAAAGACUACUGCGGAGGAGGUAGCCCGUGCUGCAGCGUCUUCGACCCGCGGGAUGCGCAUGCUUCUGGACGCUUUGACUAGUCUGGAGCUCCUGCAAAAACACAAUGAUCGCUACCAGCUGGUGCCGGGAUCCGAGGCAGCGCUUGUGAAAAGCAGUCCUCAGUACAUCGGUUCUAUGUGGGAGACGAACCACCUGUGGAGCGCGUGGAGCGCGCUCACCCAAGUUGUGCGUACAGGCAAGCCCUACACUCGCCUCGAAACCGAGAGCGACGCAGCGCGCUUUUUCCCUAUGCUGAUCCGCAGUCUACACGUUUACAACUUGGAGCCAGCCCGUAAACUCGCCGGGCUUCUGUUACCAUCACAGAUACCACCAGACAGUCGUGUUCUCGAUGUUGCCUGUGGAAGUGCCGUCUGGAGUAUCCCUUUCGCGGAAGCGUCUUCAGAGGUACGACUUGAUCUCCUUGAUUUCGGGGAUGCGCUUGCUGUGGCACGGAGCUAUGUUGAACGGCAUAAGGUGGAUGCCCAGGUUUCGUACAUCCAAGGGGACUUGAAACAUACAGACUUGGAGAAUGAUCGAUAUCAUCUUAUUAUUCUCGGGAAUAUCGUUCAUUCGGAAGGGGCAGCCUCAUCUCGGGAUCUCAUUCAACGUUGUGCACGGGCGCUACGCUCAGGCGGCAAGCUCGCCAUUAUUGACCUGUUUCCGAAUGAGGAGCGCACUGGACCGCCACGGGCAGUUCUCUUCGCCCUUAAUAUGCUUAUUAACACUAGCGAAGGUGACGUUUUCAGUGUAUCCGAGUAUAACCAAUGGUUCGAGGAUGCAGGUUUGAGUGAAGGCACUCUAGUGCAACUGGGAUCCACAACUACAGCGCUGCUGGCGGCUAAACCCUGA